This is a messenger RNA of Mya arenaria, 6027 nucleotides long. RefSeq lists its product as uncharacterized. The transcript is spliced from 2 exons. The record is from RefSeq and is a predicted model, not a curated record. The coding region runs from base 274 to 1494 and encodes 406 amino acids. Lineage: Eukaryota; Metazoa; Mollusca; Bivalvia; Myida; Myidae.
CUACGCUUCAAUAUUUAUUAUGCCGGAGGUAAUAAAUAUUCAUUUUUAGAUGGAUUGUUCCUGCAUAUGACAUGAGUCACAUUUGGAGCAAUUGCAACAACGAUGAAUGGAAGGAUAUAGGCGUUCCAUCUUUCCCAUGAACCACCCUAUGGACAUGUGGAUGCCAUGGAUUGCCAUCAAAAAGACAUAACAUCUUUUGCCAUACAAUGGACAUUAAAUCUUUAGCCUUGUCUUUUGCUGUACAGAAGACAUGAUGUCUUUUGCCAUAAAAUAAUGCCAUCUUUAAUGCAAAUUAUGAGCUUAAUUUGCGCCAUGGCGAGGAAAUCCAUACCACAAAAGAUCUUCAAGUUGAUGUUGUUCACUGUGCUAGCUGUCCUCUUGUACUCACUUACGGCAAACAUAACUCAGAAGACUCAUGAAGACAAACUUGGGCCUGCUUUCACCCUCAUUAGCAACUUGGAUUCACAUUUAGAUGAUCUUAAAAGCUUUGAUGAUGUAGCAGAUGAGCAGAAAAUCUCGUUGAUGGACAGAUUAAGAAAUGGUAUCAACAGCUUGAUGAAAAAUUGUCGAGACUCAGAUGAACAUAGGAAAAACUGUGAUGAAAAAUAUAAAAGUACUCAAAAAAAGAUUUUGACUAUAUUUACAACUUUUGUUUAUGAAAAAGAGAAAUUUCCUAUCAACAAUAAAACAUUGCAUAAUUGGAAAAUGCUACCAAAUGUGAAUGUUGUUGUCUUUAGUGAUUCGGAAGAAGUGAAAUAUGUUUGUAACAAAGUGGGUGUGCAUGUUUUGAAAGUGACUGAUGCAGCUACUGGGGUACCAGUCCUACCAAGUAUGUUUCUUGAUGCAAAGAAACAGUUUUCAAGUACAUUUUACGCAUAUGCCAACGGUGAUCUCUUGUUUUCUGACAAUCUUAUAAACACAUUGAAAACAAUAUCAUGUAAUCUACCAACACUUUAUCAGAAGACAAAAGGAUUGUUAAUUGUAGGACGUCGAAGAAAUAUUCCUGCAACUGUUAUAACAGAUCACAGUGCCAUAUCGUGGUCAGAGCUAUAUUUUCUUUCAAAAAAAUAUGAAAAACUCUUUCAGACCGAUGCCGAAGAUUAUUUUAUAUCAGACGAGGCUUAUCCAUGGGAAAACUUUCAGCCUGUAGUUGUUGGUAGACGAGGCUAUGAUAACUGGGUGGUUGCUUACUCUCGUUACUUAAAUAUAACUGUGAUAGAUGCCUCAGAAAGUGUUCUUUGUCUUCAUCAGACAUUAGCCACAAGGGGAAAUUAUGAAGGCCUGCACAAGGGUGACUAUAAUCUUGAUCUUCUAUACAAGCAGGAUGUUCCAUUUUAUUUUGGAGAUUGGGGAAGAACGUUUUGCUCAAUGUACAAAACUUGGCACGAUCUCUGUGGAAAUUUGGUGAUUUCAAGAAGAAAAAAGAUUGAAAAGAUGUGCUUUGAUUUUAAGUGGAAGAGUCAACUAUCUCAGUUGCUUUUUGGUGGUAAUUAGAUACAAGGUUUAUCGAGAACAGUUUCCCAAAUCAAUUCUGUGAAGUACUCAGUAAAAAUCAAUUAUCCAUCAUGAGUUUAUUCAAAGGGAGUUAGGGAAUUUGGUUAAAUUUUAUUCAUUAACUUUAUUCAAAACCUCAUAAGCAGUCAUUUAAAUUCUUGAGGAAAAAGCAGCAAAGAAAAUCAGCUUCUUUAUUGUGUCGCCUCAUAAGUUAUUGUAGUUAUAUCAUAUUAGUAACUCUAGAUGACCCUUUGCAUUUAUAAGUAGUCUUUUAUAUACAAUUUCUGAAGUUAUUUACAUGUAUAUACCAUAUUCAUGAAAGAUUAAUUGUGGGAUAAAUUGCCAUACCUCAAGCUCCAACGCUUUUGCAAUUUUGUGAAUAACAAAAUUGUUAUACAAUCUUGAUGAAUCUCAAUGACAGUGAUUGUUGGCAUAAACUAAUAUCCCGGUCAUGUUUGAUGAUGUAGUAAAUUGCCUCAUAAACUCCAGAUGUUUGCCCCUUUUAUAUAUUUUUUUGUUGGUUAAUGUAUUUUUUAUUUAGUGUUUGCAAUGACUAACUAUUUAUUAUUUAAUCAUGGUGAAACUUGGCAACAGAGUCUGUGGGCAUUACUGAAUGUCUAGUACCAUCCAGAGGUUCAAUGUAGCUGGCCUCAGUAUAAUCUCCAGAGUUACUGUAAAUUACUUGCAUGUAAACAAUUGAUUAUUAUCCAACCAUUAUCCAUUCAGGUUUUUACUUAGUGACAAUGUUUGUAGGCAUUUGAUUUUUACCAAACUUAGACAGUAGUUAAAUAUUGAUGAAACCUCAGAUCUCAAGUUCCUUUCGAAGACCAGCCAGAUCGGCCCAUGCAUGACUCUGUGCUCCAACUAGACAUAAAUAGCAAGGGAUGCCCCGCUGCCUUUUCCUGGUACCCUGCUGCCAUUUUACUAUGCCCUGCAGUACCAUUUAGCAUAAACUUAGUUUCUAUGACAGUUUCAAACUAUUUUUGAUAUUUAAUUUGUCAUAUUGUAAAAUAAUUUUUUAGAAAUAAGUUUAAAAAUAAUAUAUAUAUACAUAAUUUUGACACUAAAGUAAAGAUAACAGCUAAGGUAUUCAUAACAAACUAUUAGUAUUGAAAGUAGUUACAACACAAACACAAUAUGAAUUGAACAUUGAACCUUGCAAGUACCCGAUUAAGUCUCAUUUAAUGGGCGUCAUCGUGCCCUUUCUGACCACCCUGCCCUUUUCAAAUCAUUGCUGGAGCACUGUCACUGGAUUAUGGUCCUUUAAAUUGUCAAAAUUGCUAAAAUUGAGAUUGUGAACACAAUAAUAUAGCCUCUGUUUAUUAUCCAGUGUUUACUUAAUUUAAACAGAAGUUAUAUUUUGACUUAAUCAUAGUCCCCAUUGAAAUCCAGGCAGAUCAACCCAUGCAUGACUUGAUUAUGGCCCUUGAAAUUAUUUAAAUUGCUAUAAUUGAGCUUGUGAACUCAAUAGAGGCUCCAAUUACUCACUAGUUUGUUAUUGACUUAAUCACAGUUUCUCUUGAAAACCAACCAAACUUGCUCACAUGACUGAGUUAUUGCCCCUUGAAAUUAACAAAGAUACUGUAAUCAAUCGAGCCUCCAUAUUCACAUUGUUCAUUUUAAGUUACAAGACUUUAAUGGCUCCAACGCCUACAACUAGCAUGAAAUCAGAACUAUCAGUAUGUUGCCUUGUAUGGGCCAUAUCUUGAAAAGCUCUUUGAGAUUGAAAUGAAAUAUAGAUAGAUUGCAAUGGCAUUAUAUAAUGUUUUAGUAUCCAUAUUCACACUAUGUGAUUUUCAUUUGGUGCUUUUUUAUUUAAUUGUUUGAAAGUUAUGAAAUUUAAUUUUCAAACCUGCAUUCUUUUCAUUUAUGUUGUGUUUAAUAAUGCUACAACCAUUUACCUUCUACCAGCACAUUGUAUUACAUUUUUUGCCAUUUCAUAGAAAAUGGGUGUUUGGGGACAAUCAAUCGCUUUCCGCGAUACUCUUGUUUGAUAUAGUGUACAGUAAUUUAGGGUCAGGCUACCCAAUACACAUUUCAUGUUUUAAUAAAAAACAGGAAGUGUGAUACAUAUUGAGUCCAAGGAAUGUUUAAGGAUUUUAUUACGAGCAACAUUAAAUUAUUAUUUAGCUUGUUUGUCUUUAUGUUGAAUAAUUUGAAAUAAAUCUGAAUUAAAAGUUAAUAAGUUGAUUACACUAAGGAAGUUAAAAUUGCUCAAAUUCAUGAUCUUUUCUAGCAGGAUUUGUUGAAAAUUGUAGAUGCCAAGCACUGUUGUAAGAAUACAGUAAGAAUUGAUGACUAUAUAUAGCCUACAUUUUUGUUUGGUAUCAGUUUCAGUUAUUCUAUUGUGUUAUCUAUUAAGUUUUGCAUGUUACUUUCGAAACUCCUCAGCCAUUAUUAUCAAAAAUAAACUUGGAUGUAUGCCGGUACAUAUGUGGAAGAAGUUCUUAAUUGUUUUAAUUAUAUCAUUAAUUAAACAUUGUGCACUAGCUUGUAUCUGAAGAUCUAAGUUUUAAUUGAUUGCCAGUGAAGUGUAUCAUUGCAAACAUAAGAUUUCCAAGAGUUAAUUCAUUAAGUUUAACAGCUAAAUUUAAUUACUAAGGGAUCUACUUGCAGCAGACUUAAACAUACUGCUUUUUUGAGUAUGUAAACCGACCAAAUACAUCCAAGGUUGUUUUCAAUAAAAAAGACCGAGGUGCUCCUGAUCUGCAUGUUGGUGCUUAGGUAAAAAUUCUCCGGGUUCUUCUAUGCUGUUGUUUAUCUGGUAAGCAGGGAGGAACUAGAAUAAUGAUAUACUAGUUUAGCAAAAAAACUUUAUAACUAAGAUAUUGUAUACAGAUAUAGGAAUAUCUGUAUUAUAAUAGGAUUAAUAGUAUACACAGAGGAUUAAUAGUAUACACAGAGGAUUAAUAGUAUACAUAGAGGAUUAAUAGUAUACACAGUAUUGUUAUUUAAAUGUUGUUAUCGUACAUGCCAACAUAGUUUUGAAUGGUCUCGAGUAUUGUCAUGGAAAUGAUUGCCUUUACAUGAUAUCUAAAGGAUAAUGUCACAUUCACAAUUUUGGUGUUUGCAUUUCAAUAUUUCAAAUUAUAGGUUUAUUAUGGAGGUCAGUUUUUGUGUUUUGUAGUUUGACUCUUUAUUUUGAUUAAUUUCAGUUCAUCAAUAAUAUCAAACAUCCCUUAUUGUUAGGGCUAGUCAUAUGAAUAACGUUUUUUUUUUACUUUUGAAGUAGCCGAUAAGAACAAAAGAACACAUAAAUGAUUUCUUCUUUUAAUAGGUUUUGAUGAUCUGAUCGAUAAUCUGAGAUUUUACAAUACUGGUUUCAGAAGUGAUACAUGUUGAUACAGAGGGUUGUCGUCUGAAUAACGGGUAUUUACUUUUGUAGUAUGCGGCAUUAACGGUUGCAAGAGUGGAUGCAUUUUAUUAUAUGUAUAUUGUAUAUUGAUGGCCAGUUUUGUCAAAUAAUGUUUUCUUUGUAACACCUUAUAAAUUAAUUGUAUUCACCACUACACCAUUAUUGUAGUAAAUUUUUUAAAAUUACCCACACAUAGAGCCAACAAGAUCAAAAUAACAUAUAAAUGAAUCUUCUUUUUAUAGGUUAUAAAAACCAAAAGUGAAAUGAUGAUAAAAUAUACAGGAAAAAUAAUUGAAUGACCUGAAUAAUCUUUCUUUAUUUCUCUAAUGAUAUAUCGCAAUAACGCUCAGUAUCUUCUUUCUUUUUUUCUAAUGAUAUAUUGCGAUAACGCUCAGUAUCUUCUUUCUUUUUUUUCUAAUGAUAUAUUGCGAUUACGCUCGUUACUUUCUUUUUCCUAAUGAUAUAUAGCUGUAACGCUCAUUAAAUAUUGUGAUAAGUUUUGGCUAAUAAUAGUCGUCCAUACAACUAUAAGCAAUCCAGCAGAUAAAUUUUCUACAAAUUUAAUGCUUUUAAAAUUAUUAGGAUUCUAAUUCUAUGAAAGAAUAUGUACAUGUAGUUCCAUAUAAACGCGCAUCAAAAUGUAUUUAUUGUAUAUGUGUUAUUAGAUUUCUUUAGUAUUAGUAGUUCCUCAAGGUAUUUGUUUGUUUCUUUGCAUCCAUCUUGGAUGUUUUCUUGAUACCAUGGUAACCACUCUUCCUACAAGUGAACUUCAGAUAUAUCCAAGAUAAAUAUGCCAAGAAAUCCUCUGGACAAAACGCUCUGGCCCCUAUUUCUCAAAACUUCUUAAACUUAACAGGCUUAAGUAGCUUAUUUCAAAAAGCCAAACUACAUACUUAAAUUGAAUUUUGAUAAGUGAAAAAUGGUUAAUUGUGAUUAUCAUACAGAUAAUUCCUAUUUAAAGUUAUAAAUCUCUUAAAGAAGUAAAUAUUACGCAAAAAAUUAAAAUACAAAAAUAGUGAGCUUAGCUUUAUCCUGUUAUAAGGGACUUAAGAGGUUUCGAGAAAUUGGGUCCUGGACAAAACAUAAUUUCACAAAGACCUCCAAGGCCUAGUCUAGCAGUAUUUGUAUGUUUUGUUUUUAUUCUAUUAUAUAUACAAGUAAUAAAAUGUAAAAGUGUG